AUGCGGGGCGCGUACGGCGCCGGCGACGGGGACGGGGACGGGGGCAGCACCGGCGCGGACGGCGUCGUGACUGGAGGCGGCGGCGGCGGAGCGAGGAAGCGGCUGCGGGCCGCGGAGCCGCCGUGGCGGCCGGCGUUCAGGCUGGAGGACUUCGAGGAGCCCUCGCCGACGUCGUCGAAGAGGGCCAGCAGGCAGGAGGACGACGGCGAGCGCCCAGCCGCCCCGUCGGCGCCGCCGCGGCGCGCGGGCGGACGUCUCGACGGCGGCAGAAAGAGCGGCGCGCGGGCGGACGUCUCGACGGCGGCAGAAAGAGCAUCUGAUGAUAGCCACUACAUCUUUGGAGUGAUCACUGAAACCAUCCGUAGGAAUUGUGAAUCCAGCCAAGCUUGA
Messenger RNA from Panicum virgatum (switchgrass), 390 nucleotides. Its product is annotated as NRR repressor homolog 1-like. Lineage: Eukaryota; Viridiplantae; Streptophyta; Magnoliopsida; Poales; Poaceae. The transcript has 2 exons. The record is from RefSeq and is a predicted model, not a curated record. The coding region runs from base 1 to 390 and encodes 129 amino acids.